Choloepus didactylus (southern two-toed sloth) is the source of this 1958-nucleotide messenger RNA. It is a transcript of the gene SYNGR3, whose product is annotated as synaptogyrin 3. The record is from RefSeq and is a predicted model, not a curated record. Bases 136 to 825 code for a protein of 229 amino acids. Lineage: Eukaryota; Metazoa; Chordata; Mammalia; Pilosa; Megalonychidae. Gene Ontology annotation, cellular component: synaptic vesicle membrane; neuromuscular junction. The transcript has 4 exons.
GACAAGGCGCGCUCUCGGGAGGCGGCGGCGGCGGCGGCGGCAGCAGCAUCGGCAGCAGCCCCGGGCGGCUUCGGACCCGGCCGGACGCACAGACAAGCGGACAGAGGGCGGCAGGGGCGCCCGGCCCGGCGGGCCAUGGAAGGAGCCUCGUUCGGCGCGGGCCGCGCGGGGGCCGCCUGGGACCCCGUGAGCUUCGCGCGGCGGCCCCAGACCCUGCUGCGGGUCGCGUCCUGGGUGUUCUCCAUCGCCGUCUUCGGGCCCAUCGUCAACGAGGGCUACGUGAACACCGACAGCAGUCCCGAGCUGCGCUGCGUCUUCAACGGGAACGCGGGCGCCUGCCGCUUCGGCGUCGCGCUCGGCCUCGGCGCCUUCCUGGCCUGCGCCGCCUUCCUGCUGCUCGACGCGCGCUUCCAGCAGAUCAGCAGCGUCCGCGACCGCCGCCGCGCGGUGCUGCUCGACCUGGGCUUCUCGGGGCUCUGGGCCUUCCUGUGGUUCGUGGGCUUCUGCUUCCUCACCAACCAGUGGCAGCGCACGGCGCCCGGGCCCGGCACCGCGCAGGCAGGGGACGCGGCCCGGGCCGCCAUCGCCUUCAGCUUCUUCUCCAUCCUCAGCUGGGUGGCGCUCACCGUGAAGGCCCUGCAGCGGUUCCGCCUGGGCACCGACAUGUCGCUCUUCGCCCCCGAGCAGCUGGGCGCCGGCCCGGGCCAGGCCUACCCCGGCUACCCGGUGGGCAGCGGCGUGGAGGGCACCGAGACCUACCAGAGCCCGCCCUUCGCCGAGACCCUGCACACCAGCCCCAAAGGGUACCAGGUGCCCGCCUACUAGUGGCCCACAGGGGCGGACGCCAGUGCCCGGUACCGAGGCCAGCCCCGGGGGUAGGGCCUGGGCUGCCCCCCAAGUUCCCCCAGGCCCCUGAGGCCCCAGCCCCAGGUCUGAGUCCCUGAGAAGGGCGUAACACUGCACGGGAUGGGUGUCCUCCAGCCUGGAGAGGAGGGUCCUGGGGCCAUCCCCUCGUGGGCCAGCCAGCCUGGGCUCACCUGUCCACUGCCCUCCACAGCGGGGGGCAGGGGCUGCCAGGGGGCAGGGGCACAGCCCCAGGACUUCCAGGGCCCACCACCCCAUCCCUAGCACAUGGCCCCAGGGAGUGCGGCCAUGGUCCCCUGGCAGUGUCCCCGUGGGUGGUGACUGCCCUCGCUCGCGUGGUGGGGGUUCGUUGUGUCGGGCAGGGCCUUCUGUCCGGGCGCCCCUCCGUUUAGUCUCAGCCUCUCUAGAGCCGCCCCAGCCCUGUCGGUGUUGUGAUCGUGGUCGAGUCUUCAGGUGUCACCUCUCCGGUCCCCACAAGCCCCCCUCUGUUUGUGGCCUGUCCCUCCCCCCACCUGCCCUGGCCCAGGACCCACCCGGCUGUGGGCGGUUCUGGCCAGGAGGGUGCAGGAUGGCCGUGGGCUGGGACCCUGCACGAGGGAGGGUCAGGACACACGAGUGCCCAGCAAGACCAGCCCUCUCUCGAGGAGGGGGCCUAGAGGGUCCGUCUGCCCACAGUGGCCAAGGAGGUGGCCGUUCCAUGCAAACCCCUUUACCUUGGCUUCCUGGACCUGUCCCAUCCCACCCAGAACCCCCCGCCCAGCUUGAGGUCGGGGUCCCCACACAUAGCUGACUUAGCCGACUUCUCACGCAUUGCUCCAAGCUGGCUUUUCACAUUUACUUGACGCCAAACGUGGUUGCCACAUUCCGUUCCUGGGGACAGACACCGCCCCUGGAAUUGCCAAUGCGCAACAUCCCUGUACAUUGUAGCGUAGACUGGUCAUGUGCGCAUAUUUAAGUGAACAUGUUUACAGUUUUUGUAUAUAUUGACCUCUCCCUCCCUCUUCUGAAGGAACAAUCCAUGAUUGUGUAUUUUCAGUGUCCGGUGUCCCACCUGCAACUUCUUUACAAUAAAGACUGCACCUGAAUUGACUGUG